AUGGCUUCUCCUUCUCUUUUUAAUUCUUUCGAGACUUCUGCUGCUGCUGCUACUGCUGCUACUGCUGCUUCUGCUGCUGCUGCUGCUGCCAACUCGCCGCAAAAGGAAUUCAAUUCAAAUAACCCUCCCCUCGAUCUCGACGCACAAGACCCGCAGGGAACUGCAGAGCUGCUGCCGCCGCCGCCUGCAGACCUCUCUGCCGCAGCAGCAGCGGCAGCAGCAGCGGCUGCUGCUGCUGCUGCUGCUACUGCAGCGGACGCAGAGCCGAGCAGCAGCAGCAGCAGCAGCGGAGGACAGCAAACAAGUGAAAACAAUGGAGAGAGCAGCCGCUCUGCCGCCACGCCGCGAGGUGUAUGUACACCCGAGGGCAUGCAACUUCCGCCAGCUUCUUGCAGCAGCAGCGACGCAGACAGAGAAGCAAAUGAAAGAGACAGCAGCAGCAGCAGCAGCAGCAGCAGCAGCAGCAGCAAAGAAGCUUCGGGCCUCGAGAAAGAGACUUCUUUGGAUUUCAAUUUUUCUAAAAAAGAUUCCCCGGGGCCCCUCAGGUGUCCCUCUCGGGUGUCUCAGCUGAAGUUGUUUUUCGAGAGACAAAUAGAUAAGGCCCACACGCACCAGCAGCAACAGCAGCAGCUGCUGCUGCUGCAGCAGGAACACAGGCAGCAGCAGCAGCAGCAGCACCCGCGGCAUGAACACCGUCCUCAGCCGCAGCAAGAACAGCAGCAGCACCCGCAGCAGCAGCAGCAGGAGCCUGACUUGCUGCAGCAGGAGCAGCAGCGGCAGGAGCAGCAGCAGCACGUUUCGGCUUCGCCUGUCGACAGCAGCAGCAGCAGCAGCAGCGGCAGAGCAGCGGCGCGGAAGCUGACAGCAGCAAAACGCAUGCAGCAAAGCAGCAUCGACAUCGCAGCUCGUUAUGGAAAGCCGUACAGGCCCUCGUGUCGAGACACUGCAGCACAGCAGCAGGAGCCGCACAGCCCCGCGGCUGCUGCUGCCGACAGCAGCAGCAGCAGCAGCAGCAGCAGCAGCAGCGAAGAUUCGGGGAAGCGGGCAGCAGAAGUGUUUCAGCCGGGGCGGCGCAGCAGCAGCAGCGGGUUCGAGAAGCGAGGUGUACAUACACCUGAAGCUGCGCCGGAGCUGCUGAGGCCCCACAGCAGAGCAGCAGAAAGCAACAGAAGCAGCAGCGACGGGGACGCCGCUGCUGCCCCCCCAGCAGCAGCAGCAGCAGCAGCAGCAGCAGCAGGGAAGGGCCCGGUGUGCAUGCACGCGUCGCGGGAAAUAGAGCGGCUUGCUGCGCUGGUAGCAGCAGAAGCGAAGAACUACGGAAAGCCAAUUCCCAAAAGACUCCUCACCAAACAGCACCUCCAGCCAGACGCCUGA
Molecule: messenger RNA, 1374 nt
Organism: Eimeria tenella
Lineage: Eukaryota; Apicomplexa; Conoidasida; Eucoccidiorida; Eimeriidae
Exons: 2
Coding region: 1-1374 (457 amino acids)
Source: RefSeq, a predicted model, not a curated record